This is a messenger RNA of Chironomus riparius, 473 nucleotides long. NCBI's taxonomy places the organism in Eukaryota, Metazoa, Arthropoda, Insecta, Diptera, Chironomidae. The record is from the annotation of a GenBank genome assembly.
AAAGCUUCAAAAGUGAUUUUUAAGAAAUGAUAAAUUUUCUGUACAACAUCCCGUUUUUGGUUCUUGAACCACCGAAUUUAAAACUCAGAAGAUUGUCAUUUUCAUUUCCGUCCACAAGAACUCUGUUUUUCAUCAUUUUAAUCUCCUAUUUCUUAGUUUGUGCAGGAAUAAUUUACGAUAUAAUCAUUGAACCGCCAUCAAUUGGAAGUACUGUCGAAAAUGGAUAUUCCAAACCAGUUGCGUUCCUGCCAAACAGAAUAAAUGGACAGUACAUUUUAGAAGGUCUAGCUGCUUCAUUCUUAUUCACUGCUGGAAGUCUUGGCUUCAUAAUUCUGGAUCUUGCAAGUGAAGGAACUCCAAAAAUCAGCAAGCUGCUUCUCACAUUCUUAGGAUUCACAUCAAUUCUCGUAUCAUUUGCCUUAUCUACAUUGUUCAUGAAAAUGAAGUUGCCACAUUAUUUGCGUACUUUUUAG